This is a messenger RNA of Papilio polytes (common Mormon), 6368 nucleotides long. RefSeq names its product rho guanine nucleotide exchange factor 17. The transcript is spliced from 20 exons. The record is from RefSeq and is a predicted model, not a curated record. NCBI's taxonomy places the organism in Eukaryota, Metazoa, Arthropoda, Insecta, Lepidoptera, Papilionidae. Gene Ontology annotation, biological process: actin cytoskeleton organization. Gene Ontology annotation, molecular function: guanyl-nucleotide exchange factor activity; protein binding. The coding region runs from base 413 to 5344 and encodes 1643 amino acids.
UACCGGUUUGAUCAGUUUUAGAUCGGUCUGCGCCCGCGCGACCGUUCCGUUCAUAUUACGAGUCGGCGCGCUAUCGCUUUUUUUAUUAUUUUGUAUCUUAAAAAUCGAUAUCUACACUUUUUUACUUAAACAUUAAAUAAAACUGUGCAAGAGUGAGAUUUUGUUGUGUUUCUGUGACAUAACCUUAAAAACAUUGGAUGUCGAUGUUUUUUUGCAGCGCAACUUUUGCAUUCGAGCCUUGUGUUGUGUUGAAGUUUUGGUACGAGUGAAAUUGGUACCGGUACUGGUCUAUGGUCGGUAUCUGAUACCAAUUAGUUCAGCGAGUCAAGUUCAUUGUCAGCGGUUUAAUCAAGAUUUGAAAACUGGUCCGUGUGUAAGCGUGCGCAGCAUGCGUGGCGUCACGUGAUCGUCAAUGGCGUCCGAGACGCGCCCCCGCUCGCCGCAAGAUGGCGCGCGAAGAAGGCGCGACUUCACCAGGUCGCCGUACGUGACGCUGGGCGCGGUACGCUACACCGUGCGCCGUGUGCCGCCGCCGCGCGCCUGCCCCUGCCGCUGCUGCUCCGAGGAGGCGGUGGCGGCGUGCCUCGGCCGCGCCAAGCCCGACCGCCGCACGCUGGAGCGCCUGCACCGGCGCCUGGGCCGCGGCGCGCGCGACGACCGGCCCUCGCGACAUCAGCGCUUGCAGGAUCUAACAAAGCGCCUGCUGCCGCGCGCGCAGCCCCCGCAGCCGCCGCCCGCUCCUCACACGCCACCCGCGCCGCCGCCGCACUCGGCGCCAGUGCUGCCGCCCGUACCGCCGCCGCGCGCGCGCCACCGCCACAGCCCGCCGCGCGGCGCCUCCGUCGACCGCUACGACGAUUUCGACGCCGACAACAUCACUCUCGUCCGCGUCGAACCACGCGCUAUUGUCGGCUCUUACGCUCAAAAAACAAUACCAUACAGGAGUGCAUCCUUCUCGCAGGGCGAUUUUGCACAGGAUAAAUAUUAUAAAGGUGAUCGUCAGCGAUCGAUUUUUGAUUUUGGAAAAAAGUCCCCCAAAACAGAUUCGGGGAAAGGCGGUACUGAACCUAGUAAUGCAGAUACGAGAAGUUUAGCCACCGAGGAGAAUGUGACAGAAGGCGGGUCAGUCGCGUCCGUCGAUUCCGCUGUCGGCUCUGACGAGGGACUAUUGGCGCACGCGUCUCCGGCGCCGCGAUCUCCGCCACCUGAAGGACCACAUAAGCAAUUCGGUGGUAGGUCCUUGACCCAUCCGUUGCCGCGACGAAUACCCCCGGUCCGUGAGGAGGGCCCGACUGAGGCCGGCGGCAGUCUGCCCGCCCUGGCCCCCCGCGUCCUACAUGAACUUCGUGAAGAAAGUGACGGUUCCCAAGCCGACAGUGCGCAGGCGCAUAGUGAAGGCACCUCUCCUAUGGAACCCGCUCAACCUUUCGCUUUCCCACCUCUCCCCGCUCCUCCCCCUAACGCGUGUGCUAACAUUGACUGUGAGUGCGGUAGCUUUCCCAGUGUUAAUGACGAUGAGACCGCGAGCGCCAUUGCGAGUUCGAUACCCGUGCCCGUGUAUGAGUGUAUAGUGAAACAGUGGUCGAAAGAGUUGCCUCCGGAGGAAGCGCAGCGCUCGGACGCUGCGUCCGACGGAUCGUUGGACCGAGACAAAGAGGACGAGACUAUUACUAGUGAACAGGUAGCGAGUUUGUUAGCGGCUGUGCAAAAUCCAUGUACUGCGGCUCCGAUCAGUGCCAGGGAACGACGUCGACCAUUGGAUAAAACAAAGAGACGAAAAGGAAUUUAUAUAACUACUGCCAGUGACGACGGUGGCGACGAGGACCCACCGUCCUCGGUGAACGGUUGCAAGCGCGAAAGUAGCGACGCCUCGCUGCAAGAGAUGCGUCUCUCGGCCGAAGCGCGUACCUCCUCGCUUCUCGGGGAUAAAUCGGACGAUUCUUGCACGAAUGGCCCGCCGAGUCCUGCGGAGAGCACCACACCCGUGUGGCCGAGGUCGGAAGAGCUACGAGCUCGACGCGCCAGGUUUUCGCAACAAAGUUCCGACGAAAGAGAGGAAGACAAUUACAGAGUGAGACGGAAGUAUGGAGUGACUUCACGCGGAGACUCUCCGUCAGAAGCAGAUAGCGAUACCUGUUCUCGCGACCGGACGGCGUCCCCAUCGCCGUUCAGUCCGUCGGAUACUUCCGAUGUGGAAGCCAAAAGACAGCAUUUGACGAGAGGGCCUUUUGGUCGCAACUUAGAAGCGCCAUCGAAUCGAUCUGCCGAAACCGGCAGAAGAAGUUUUUCGGACGCGACGGUUCCGUGCCGUAAGAUCAGCGCCGGCGCCGCGCCCACGUGUGGAAGCAGGCCACGUGGGCCCACACACGUCAGAGCAACGUCGUCGCCGUCAAAAUUGGCAGGCGUGAAGCCGGGUGCCGAUCUGUUAGCGGAGCUUCUGCGUGGCAGCUCGGAAGCGCUGUCCAACUCAUCGGCCUUCGACAACGUGAUUCUGACGCUUCAUCAACACAAUGACACGAGGACGCACGUUGUUGUCGAGCUGUAUGAAACAGAGAAGUCAUACGUGGAGGCGCUCGAGAUAUUAGUUAAGAAAUAUCUUCAUCCACUAAAGAGUCCGGAGAAUGCUGGUCUUCUGGACGCGUUUGUCGUCGACGAGAUAUUCUACCAGGUGCCGGCGAUAUUGAACGUUCACCAAGUGUUCCUUGAACAGCUGAGACGAAGACUUGAACAAUGGGACCUGCAGCAGAAAGUCGGGGAUGUCUUCUUAGAAGUGUUUACAAAACCAACAGUGAUGGACACUUACAUGUCGUUCAUCAACAACUUGAAGAAGGCAAAGGAGACGAUAAAGACGGCGGCUGCGUCUCGGCCCGCGUUCGCCAAGUUCCUGGACGCGAUGGCGCGGGAUCACAAGGGCAAGCUCUCGCUGGACAACCUCCUCAUCAAGCCUGUGCAGAAGUUCCCUAGCUACAAACUCUUGAUACAGAGGCUGAUCAAACACACAGAUCAAUCGCAUCCCGAUCACAAACUUCUGCUAGAAGCACAGAAAGAGAUCCAUGAACUUUUAGAGCUGAUAAACUGCACGGAGAGAGAGAGUCUAGAAAUGGAGCAGCAACAGCAAACGAUGCGGGAGUUGGAGCAAAUGAUCGAGGGGCUAUCGAGCCUGGUGACCGCAGACAGGACGUUCAUUAAGCACGAAAUGGUCACUAUGCCGUCCGCACAGGGGACCAUUAAAGAUAGAGCUCUCUUCCUUUUCAACGACACACUACUUAUAACCAGUGUUAAGAGGCGAACUGGGACUAUUAAGAAACCUAUUCCAACAUACCAAAGUAGUAUUGCGAGCCAAAUGGAAGGGAAUAAGUACAAACUUCUAAUGAGGAUAUCUUUGGCUGAUCUUGAAAUUGUUAAAGCCAAAGAUGAGAACGUGCGUCGCAUAAUGCAAGAAGUGGCAUCUCUGACAGAGGACGUGAGCACGUUGACGCAGAUCUCGCGGCAGGUGGCCGCGCUGCACGCGCCGCACGCGCAGCUCGCGGACCUCGUGCGGGACGCGCUGCUCGCCGCCAACCGCCAGCUCAGCGACCGCCAGGCCAGCGACACCCAACUCUGCUAUAUGGAACUCAGCGUUAAUACUCCAAAUGGACCCGAAAACUUAACUAUAAUCUUUCCCAAAACGGAGAAGCGCAGCAGUUGGGAGGAAUUGAUAAACGAGACAAAACAAAAGUUAUGUGUGUACGGGCAUGAAAGGCCCGCUCCUGAAUUCCUCUCGCCUGUUCCUAUACGCAAGACGCGAGCUGGCUUGCAGUUCACGUGCGCUGCGCCCACUUUACCACCCAAAGGACAAGCCCCGGAUGUUUGGGUUUGCAACAGCGACGGGUACGUAGGACAGGUGUGCGUGCUGACGCUGUCCCCCAAGCCGCAGGUGACGUCAUGCAAUGGCGUGUGCAACGCACGCAUUCUGUGCGUGGCGUGCGUGCCGCCCGCGCCCGCUCUCGCCAGGCAACACACGCUAGAUAUACCGAGUACCAGUUCUUUGAAUAGUACUGGAUCUACUGGGAAGCCGGGUAUCAGCAUAUCAGAUCCUGAUGACAGCUGCAAGAAUAUUCGCCUUGAUAGUUCAUCUUCAAGUGAUGACGAUGACGAGGGUUCAUCUAGCGAGAACCCUGAGGGUGAGCGCGGGGAGCGGCCGGCCCCCGUGCACUGCAAGAGCCUGAGCUCGCCGCACACGGGGCAGGCGGCGCCGGGGGGACAAGCACACAUGCAGGUGCACCCUGUCAUCAAGUCCAGCUCAAACCCUGCGGUUGAUAAGCAAGCUAUGGGCAUCACCAGCGGCACAUUAUCAUCGCCUACAAGCCGCCAGUCUUCAGAGGAUAGCAGCACAUCCGGCAACCAGCCCACCAUGUGGCUGGGGACAGAAGACGGCUGCAUCCACGUCUACAACUGCCUCGACAACAUCCGCAUCAAGAAGAACAAGAUCAAAUUGCAACACAACUCGGGCGUGCAUUCCAUUGUGUACAUGGAGGGCAAGGUAUUUGUUGCUCUUGGCAACGGCGAUCUUGUGGUCUAUUGUCGGGAUAUUGACGGGUCGUGGUGCGAGCGCGCGACGCUGGGCGUGGGCGCGGGCGGGCCGGUGAGCGGCAUGCUGCUGUCCGCGGGCCGGCUGUGGUGCGCCACGCACUCGCAUAUCAAGAUUAUCAACCCACACUCCUUGCAGGUUGACGAAACAUUCCAAAUAAGUUCAGAAUCGAAGCCGAUAAGCCACAUGGCGGUGGCGGGCGGCUCCAUCUGGCUGGCGCUGCACAACGCGGCCACGCUGCGCUGCUACCACGCCGCCACGCGCGACCACCUCGCAGAGAUCAACAUCACGCCGCAAGUCACCAAGAUGUUACAUGGUUGCGACGAGAUAAUCCGGCAGCACAAGGCGGCGUGCCUGCGCGUGACGGCGCUGCUGGCGCACCGCGACACGCUGUGGGUGGGCACCAGCGCCGGCGUGCUGCUCUCCGCGCCGCUCCACAACUCGCCCAACAAGCGCACCGGCGCCUUCACUGUGCCGCACCUCACCGGUAUUACCUACGGCCACACUGGACACGUACGAUUCCUCACCGUGGUCGAGAACCCGGCACCUCAGAAGCAACCAGCCAAGCCAACGCAGACGCUAAAAACUAAAGCAUUAAGCCGACGCUCAGCUAAUGCAGAGAAAAUGCAAAAACAGGCCGAAAACACACAAAAUAACAAAGAAACUUUAAUCAUUUCUGGAGGAGACGGUUACGAAGACUUCCGAAGUUCCACGAUGUCCGAAGACGCGGGACGAGAGGACUCGACCAAUCAUUUGCUUCUUUGGCGAGUCUGAAACGAAUCUACGGCCUACAGGGUUUCAAGCAAACGAAACGCGACCGUAUGCGUAUCGUAUUAAAGUUUAAAAUUGAUGUUAGGUGUUUUGUGACGCUCGAUAUGUCCAAGAGCCUAAUCGUUAAUUACGGAUAGAUGGCGCAUGAGAUUAUUAUGUUAGGACAUCAAAUGUCACGCCGUUUCGUCGAAAUUACGAAUAAUUAACACGCAGUAUUAUUAAAAAGGUUUCGGCUAUGCUAUAUACCUUUAGAAAUUUUAAUUAUAAUAAAAUUUUAGAGAAAAUCUUUACUAUAACUUAUCCAUAUCAUGAAUAUUUUGGAUGUCCAUAUAACUGUUUUAUUAGUGUCUGAUGUCAGAAUUAACUGAAGUUCUUUGGUUAAUUUUGAGUUACAGACUUAUUGUAAAUGUACAGAAUUUUACUAUUAGAUUUUAGAAAGAAAUAUAGAUUUAAUAACAAUGUUAACGUGAAUCGAAUAGUUAUAUAGUUUUUUAUUUGCAAUUUAAGAAGAGCACGUGUACACGUUGAUAUAGUGGGUCGAAAUAUCCUUGUAAUUGCUAUUUCACUUUUAUCAGAGAGAAUGAGUGAGAUAGAAAAGGAGUCGGCAGAAAAAUUUAAAUUUAGAAUCUGUUUUACGCUUCUAUGACACUAUUAUUAAGUUUUACCAUUUCUUUGAGGCUUAUCUAAUUGACCGCUUGUACUGUAUUCAAAUAGAUACGUUUAUAAAAUGCAUUAAUAGUGCAAUUUUAAUCAUAAAUAUAGUAAAAAUAGAUGGAAAUUUCCAGUACGAUUUUACCAAUAUCUCUAUGUCUACAUUAUAAAGAUCUUUGUGUUGUGAAGAUAGUAAAGAAUAAUAUAAAUUAAUUGCUCAAAAUGUUCUCUUCAAAUGUUACCUACAGGAGCAACUGAUUGUUAAACGCUUGGAAAACGUAGGUAUCCUGUACUUAUUGCAAAAUGAUUAAAUGAUGUCGCACUAAACAAUUCUUUUAUUUAAAACGCAAUAAAUAAUAACGAGCGUUGUGGCUCA